This is a messenger RNA of Vigna radiata var. radiata (mung bean), 2698 nucleotides long. RefSeq names its product regulatory protein NPR5. Bases 447 to 1889 code for a protein of 480 amino acids. Lineage: Eukaryota; Viridiplantae; Streptophyta; Magnoliopsida; Fabales; Fabaceae. Gene Ontology annotation, molecular function: protein binding. Gene Ontology annotation, biological process: plant organ development. The record is from RefSeq and is a predicted model, not a curated record. The transcript has 3 exons.
AUUAGAUUAAAAAAAAAAGAAUAAAGGAAUUUAAAUUUAGAAUAUUUAUAGUUAAAUAGAGAAGUGCUUUUUAAAACCCCAGCCGCCCAUAACAGCCACCCAAAUUGCUCUCUCUCUAAAAGGGAAAUAUCUAUGAAAAAUAGAGACACACAACAACAAAGGAGCAGAGAAUCCCAUAAAAACAACAUCAAGAACAACAACUGGAACAGUAGCAUCAUCGACCUCAACAAAAACAACACCAACAUCAAACAAACCCUCACUCUCUUCUCUACUAUUUCAUCUCAAUCACUCCUUUUCUCUCAGAACUUCUUUUCAUAGCCAUAGAUCAUAGAUAGGGACCAACCCUAAACUGUUCAAACACUACUCACUCACGCUGCUUACUGAUAACACACUUACACGCGCACACUACCAUCAUCAUCAUCAUCAUCAUCAUCAUCACCAUCGCCAUGUCCCUCGAAGACUCCCUAAGAUCUCUCUCUCUCGACUACCUCAACCUUCUCAUCAAUGGCCAAGCCUUCAGCGACGUCACUUUCCAAGUCGAGGGUCGUCUCGUCCACGCCCACCGCUGCAUCUUGGCCGCGCGCAGCCUCUUCUUCCGCAAAUUCUUCUGCGGCCCCGACCCUCCACCCGGCCUCGACCCCGCCGCCGCUUCGCGAGCCGGCGCCGCCUCCGCUGCGCGUCCCCCCGGCGUGAUCCCGGUGAACUCCGUCGGGUACGAGGUUUUCCUGUUGCUGCUGCAGUUCCUGUACAGUGGACAAGUCUCCAUCGUGCCGCAGAAGCACGAGGCCAGACCCAAUUGCGGCGAGCGAGGGUGCUGGCACACGCAUUGCACCUCCGCCGUUGAUCUCGCCCUCGACACCCUCGCCGCCGCCAGAUACUUCGGCGUUGAACAACUUGCAUUGCUCACUCAGAAACAACUUGCGAGCAUGGUGGAGAAAGCUUCAAUCGACGAUGUGAUGAAAGUGUUGAUAGCAUCUCGAAAGCAGGAAAUGCAGCAGCUUUGGAGCACGUGCUCCCACCUGGUGGCAAAGUCAGGACUUCCGCCGGAGGUGCUGGCCAAGCACCUACCCAUCGACGUGGUGGCCAAGAUCGAGGAGCUCCGCCUCAAAUCCUCCCUCGCGCGCCGCUCCAUGCUGCCGCUCCGCCACCCGCACCAAGACCUCGGCGCCGCGGACAUGGAGGAUCAGAAAAUCCGGCGGAUGCGGCGCGCGCUCGACUCCUCCGACGUGGAACUCGUGAAGCUCAUGGUGAUGGGGGAGGGCCUGAACCUGGACGAGGCGCUGGCGUUGCACUACGCCGUGGAGAGUUGCAGCAGGGAGGUGGUGAAGGCGCUGCUGGAGCUGGGCGCAGCGGACGUGAAUUUCCCGGCCGGACCGGCCGGGAAGACUCCUCUUCACGUGGCGGCGGAGAUGGUAUCCCCAGAGAUGGUGGCGGUGUUGCUGGACCACCACGCUGACCCGAACGUGAGAACCGUGGAUGGCGUGACCCCGUUGGACAUCCUGAGAACCCUAACCUCGGACUUCCUCUUCAAAGGGGCGGUCCCCGGACUCACCCACAUUGAACCCAACAAGCUGAGGCUCUGCUUGGAGCUGGUGCAAUCUGCAGCUCUCGUUUUGUCUCGUGAAGAAGGGAACAACCACAACAACAACGCUAACAACAGCAGCAACGACAACACUAACAACCCCAACACUUCUGCUUCUGCAACUGCUAUCUAUCCACCAAUGAGUGAAGCGCACAGCAGCAGCAAUUUGGACUCGAGACUGGUGUAUCUCAACCUCGGCGCCACGCCACAAAUAGGUGACGAUGAUAGCAGCAGCCAGAGGGAAGCCAUGAACCGUCAUGGCUCGCAAGGUGGCGGAUGUGACCCAUCAAUGCUUUUCAAAUGGUAGCAAUGUGAAGUGCGGUUUCAUGGGAGAUGAGGAUAAGCGACAAGGAGAAUCUAAUCACUGUAAUUUUAUUUUAUUUUGCUGUAAAACCAAAGGGUGCAUGGAGGAGACGCAGGUCAAUCUUUUCAAUCCCACUUCACCUGUCAACUCUUUGUUUUUUGUUUUUUAUAUAUACACUCACUCACUGAUGAUGAUGAUGCUUAGCUAAUAUCACGGCCAAUUCUUGUGUUCUUUUAAUUUGGCUUUUCUUAUUCCUAUUCUUGUCCCACCUCACCCCACUUUCUCCUAACCCAAUUUAUCUUCCUUUAUUUUCUGCUUCAACCUCUCAUCACAAAUAGGAUUGUUUCCUUUUUCUUUAUUUUCCAAUUUUAAGGUUUAUCUGCUUAUGGUAUAGGUCAACUUUAUAUCAGAAUUAAGAGAUUAAUCAUAUGGGCAGUGGCAUAUUUUCUUCUGAUAUUUAGGCUUAUGGAAGAAUUCAUUUGUUAGUAUAAUUAGUAUUGGGAUUUCUUGUUUUUCUUUUGAGCAAAAGGUGUGGCUGUGGACAAAUGGAUUGGUUGUCUUGCAUGAAUGCUACAAUGAGUAAUGAGUGUGACCACACAUGUCAAGUUAAAAUAUUGGCACUAUCUCCUUCCAUGUAAUCCUCUUUUUGUCCCCUUGCCUUUUGUAGGCUCUUGGUUACAGCUAAAAGCAAUUACAUUAAUAGUAAUAUCUUUUAUCAUUGCUAAUUUUUGUCUAAGUUCAUAAUUAAUAGUGGAUCAGGGAACAUUCUUGACUUUACUCCUUAAUUAAUUUCCUGCAUGUACAUAGAUAAG